AUGGGUAAAAAUCCACCACCACCUGAAAGACUGUUAGGUGACUAUGGGAUGAUAAAUGCAUCGGGCGUUGUGGAGAAAGAUAAGCAGAAAGACCCUAAACCAACCAUCAGACUCCCAUACCCUCAAUGGAUAAAGAAGAAGAAGAAGAAGAAUGAGAAAAUUUUCGAGAAAUUCUUGGAGAUAUUCAAGAAACAUGAGAUUAACAUUCUGUUCGCUGAAGCCUUGGAGCAAAUCCCCUUAUACGCCAAAUUCAUGAAAGACAUUGUCUCAAAGAAACGCCCCACCAACAUUGAGCCUGUCCUGUUGACAAAAACCUAUAGUGCUAUUUUGCAGGGGAUGAAGAUACCAGUAAAGAAGAAUGGCAGAGGUUCAGUUACAAUUCCUUGUACUAUAGGAAAUAGAACUUUCAAAAAAACACUUAUUGAUUUGGGGGCUAGUGUCAGUUUGAUGCCUUUAUCUAUUUACAAAAAACUGGGAAUUGGUACGGUUCAAGAUACUAGAAUGACACUACAGUUUCCCGAUCACUCAGUUAAGUGA
Molecule: messenger RNA, 537 nt
Organism: Lathyrus oleraceus (garden pea)
Lineage: Eukaryota; Viridiplantae; Streptophyta; Magnoliopsida; Fabales; Fabaceae
Exons: 2
Coding region: 1-537 (178 amino acids)
Source: RefSeq, a predicted model, not a curated record